CGUGUGCGUUUGACGGAUGAUGGUGUGAUGUAUUUGUAUAUAGUGAUUAGUGAGAUAUUCUGUACCUGUUGUGACAUACAUGUGCAAAUAGUAUUUUACGUGCUAAUAUCUGGUGCAACAUGGAUUACGAAAGUUUAAGUACUUUAGAUGAUGAUGACAGUAUGAGGGUUGAACGCAAGGAGGGUGGUAAACGAGGUCGCAAACCUGGAAGAAAAUCUUCUACUGAAAAAGUAGAUGUAAAAGCUAAAUUAGAACGCAGCAGGCAAAGCGCUAGAGAAUGCAGAGCCAGAAAAAAAUUACGAUAUCAAUAUUUAGAAGAAUUGGUAGCAGAUCGAGAAAAGGCUGUUUUUGCUUUGCGCAAAGAACUUGAAAAGUAUCGACAAUGGGCUGUAGAUUUGGAUGAAGGAAGAGUGCCCGACGGUUUUCAAAGUCAUCUAGAAGAAAUUGGCGCAGUUAAGCAAGAAAAUUUCCUAGCAGAAUAGUACUACAUAUAUUCUAUUACUCAAUUGCAUAUUUUUUAUUAUGAAACAUUAUAUUUGUUAAGAAUUAUUUUUGAAUAUUCUAUGAUUAUUCUAUAAUUUAAUUUUAAUUGAAUGAUAAAGCACCAGAAGCAUGUGCGAGCGUGCAUUGAUAUAUUUUUAGAGUAGAGUAAGUAAAUUCUUUAAUCCUUUUAAUCUAAAAGGAAACUGUUCAUUGCAGAAAUUUAUCUUUUAUUCGAAUCAUAUUACUCUUCAGAAAAAUUGACAAUGUUUAGUUGUCUGCAUAUAUACAGAUUACAGGAAAUUCCUGAAUUC
Molecule: messenger RNA, 794 nt
Organism: Ctenocephalides felis (cat flea)
Lineage: Eukaryota; Metazoa; Arthropoda; Insecta; Siphonaptera; Pulicidae
Product: cAMP-responsive element-binding protein-like 2
Exons: 4
Coding region: 120-482 (120 amino acids)
Biological process (GO): regulation of DNA-templated transcription
Cellular component (GO): nucleus
Molecular function (GO): DNA-binding transcription factor activity
Source: RefSeq, a predicted model, not a curated record